AUGCAAGUUAAAAAUAGCUCAAAUACGGUAGCUUGGACAACAGACAUUAUUGCUGACGCUGUUGGAAUUCACCAGCCAAUCAAAAAGGUGGAUGAUGGCAUCUAUAAUGCCAACAUUGAUCAAACUGAAAAAUAUACUUUUGCAAAGCCAAUUCGUAAAGUGGCUAUUGUUGGUGCCGGACCUGCUGGCCUUCCUACUGCAAAGCUACUUUUGGACGAAGGAUUAGAAGUCAAAAUAUACGAGAGAAAUUCGGCUCCAGGUGGAACUUGGAUCUACCAUGAAGAACAACCUAUCUGUCCCGAGUUUCCGUCAGUUAUCCCAACCAAAAUUACCAAACCUAUUAAUAGCAACCAAGUUCAAGAGGAAUUGCUUCGUCUGAACCCACCAACUCCAUGCUACCGUUCAUUGAGAAACAAUGUUCCUACACCUCUACUCAAAUACAAGGACCUUGAAUGGAAAAAGGAGACACCAUGGUUUACUACUCAUGACAAAAUUUUGGAAUAUCUGCAAGACUAUGCUUCUGCUUUCAAGUUGGAUCAAGUAACAGAGUUCAAUACAUCUGUUGAGAAACUAGAGGAACUGCCAAAUCAGGAAGGAUGGGAUGUGAUUACAAAGCACUUUAAAUACUCUCAAGAUAAAAGUAUGGUUGAGGUUGGAUGGAAACAAGAGAAAUUCGAUGCAGUUGUUGUGGCUACUGGACAUUACCAUGCACCCUAUAUUCCUGAAUUUCCCGGCUUAGCUGAUUGGCGUCACAAAUGGCCAAAUAAUGUCUUUCAUUCAAAGCAAUACCGUGUUCCUGAACAUUUUAAGGGCAAGUCUGUACUGCUUAUUGGUAGCGGAGUUUCUGCCAUUGACAUUGCAAGAGAUAUUGAUAACCAAGCCAAAACAAUCUAUAAUUCCGUAAGAGAAAGUGAUCACAAGUUUGAUGAGAAAUAUUCCAAAAUACGACAAGAGUUUUCCAAGUUUGUUCCCAAGCAUGUUCAAAAAGUAGGCGAUAUCAAGCAAUUCCACACCAUUCACCAGACGAAUCGAAUUCAAGAUGGAAUCGUCGAACUGAAAGAUGGUACCAAGCUUACAAAUCUCGACUACAUUAUUGUCUGCACUGGCUAUGUCUUUAACUUUCAUUUCCUGGAGCAUUUGCAUUCAGACAACUAUGUCAAUGCCAAUAGACAUACGGCAGUAGACGACAGCCAUGUACUGGUUAAGGACGGCUCUCAAGUAUUUAAUUUGCACAAGGAUAUUUUUUAUAUACCCAAUCCUACACUCAGCUUUGUGGGUAUUCCAUUUCACAUUGCCACUUUCUCCUUCUUUGAAUUUCAAUCGUAUGCUGUUGCUCGGGUAUACUCAGGAUCUGCUCAAUUACCUUCACAAGGCGCUAUGAGAGCUGAAUGGAACGAGAGAGAGAAGAGGAAAGGUUCUGGUCGAGAGUUUCAUGCACUAGGCUCCGCUUUGGAAAAAGCUUAUAUCAAAGACAUUAUUAUUUGGGUCAAUAAAGAUGCUGAAGGUCAACACAAAAGAAUUGUCGAGGAACAUAGCGAUGGAUGGAAUGAAAUUCGAAGCCAAAGCUUGAUAGCUCUAAAGAAAGCAUUGAACAUAAGCGAUUAA
Gilbertella persicaria is the source of this 1605-nucleotide messenger RNA. RefSeq lists its product as uncharacterized. Gene Ontology annotation, molecular function: flavin adenine dinucleotide binding; N,N-dimethylaniline monooxygenase activity; NADP binding. Lineage: Eukaryota; Fungi; Mucoromycota; Mucoromycetes; Mucorales; Choanephoraceae. The transcript is spliced from 7 exons. The record is from RefSeq and is a predicted model, not a curated record. The coding region runs from base 1 to 1605 and encodes 534 amino acids.